AUCCUUGGAUCGUACGUUUGGUAUUCUUUCCCUCUUAAUGCUUCAUUGUUCAUUCUUUCCGGGGACCCACCCUUUCUUUUUCUUCCUCAUGAAUUGCUUAGGACAGGGGCAAAGAAUGAACCUAUUGGUGCACGUCAAACAUAUUCUUUUCGUUCUUCUAAUUUUUUGCUUUCAAUCUGCAAGCCUUUCAUUAAAUGAUACUUCCUUGCAAAACUUGGUCAGCCAAUUUACAUUCAAACUUCUCAUCCAUCUCCAUUGUUACGUGGAGAAAUGGUCGAUGCUAUUCUGUCUACUGCGGUGGAAAGGUUUUCUGAUGCGCUCAUAGAAAAUGCAACAUCCUUGUACCGUGUGAAGGACGAUGUUGAAACGCUAGAAGAUCAUCUCAAAAGCUUCCAAUGUCUCCUAAAAGAUGCAGAAACAGGAAAACGUGAAGGAGCAAGCAUACAACAUUUCGUUGCAGAAAUCAGAGAAAUUGUUUAUGAUAUAGAAGAUAUUAUUGAGACGUAUGACCUCAAAGUUGCCUCCAAGAGGGGAGGAGGCACACAAAAUGUCCUCAGGAGGCUUUCUUCUUUCUGUACUUCUUUCUUUACCAAAGUAAAAACUAGGCGUCUACUUAUGUCUGAAAUUGCAAGAAUCAAGAACGGAAUUUCUGAUUUAGGUAGAUUACCGAGCAGUACUGCCAUAAAAGAGUUGAUCGUUGGAGUUGGUGCGAGUUCUUCAAAUAAGAAGCGAAGGGAACGAAGGCAAACGUAUGCUCAUGUUGAACAUGAUGUUUUUGGAUUGGAGGAUAGCCUGAAUGAACUUGUGCAUUGUUUGACAAAAGAAAAACAUAAAAAAGUUGUUUCCAUAUGUGGUGUGCGUGGUCUUGGAAAGACUACUCUUGCUAGGGAGGUUUAUCAUGACCAGCAAGUUAAGCGUCACUUCGACUGCCGUGCCUGGGUAUACAUCCCUCAACAAUAUCAAAGAAGAGAUGUUUGGGAAGAAGUUUUGAUCGGUCUUAUCUCUCCAUCUAUACAGCAUAGAGAUGAGAUUCGAAGCAUGACAGAAGAAGAGCUUGUUGAGAGACUUUGGGAUAUUCAGAGCCAAAACGAUUGUUUGGUGGUUCUAGAUAAUAUUUGGAAUGUUGAGGCAUGGAUUAGUUUAAGUGCUGCCUUCCUUAUGAGUGAUACGAAUAGCAAAAUAUUGCUUACCUCUCGUAUAGAUGAUCAUGACUUGGCUCAGUGUGUAGAUCCAAGGGGCCUCCUCCCUCACGAAUUGAAGUUUCUAAAUGAUGGAAACAGCUGGGAAUUACUUCAAAAUAUAGCAAUAUCGUGGAGAGAAGAUGAUAUUAUUGUUUGCGUUGUUGUUGGCUUUGCAGAUUCUAAAAUCACGAAAGAUUUGAAAUCUAUAGGGAAAGAAAUGGUUAGGUAUUGUAAGGGUUUACCAUUGGCUAUCAUUGUACUCGGAGGACUUUUGGCAACAAAGCAUACGUCAGAAGAGUGGGACCAAGUACAUGAAAAAGUUAAAUCAUCCCUCCAUUCACAAGAAGCUCUUCGCAUGGUGCUAACUUUAAGUUACGGUGAUUUGCCUACCCACUUGAAAUUUUGCUUCCUAUAUAUAGGUCAAUUUCCAAUGGACUUUGAGAUACACAUUGAGGAGUUACUUCAAAUGUGGGUGGCCGAAGGUCUUAUACGUGAUCAAAUGCAAUACAUUAAUGGAAGUAACGAGGAAACACUAGAGGAUGUUGGAGAACGAUAUUUACAUGAGCUACUGGAGAGGUGUAUGGUAGAAGUAGGACAAAAGAGUUCUGUUGCAAGGAUCAAAACUUGUCGUCUCCGUGACCUUAUGCGAGACUUUUGUGUGCGAAAAGCUAAAUUGGAAAACUUUCUCCAUGUCAUCAAUAUUAAUAAUGAGUCUAUGGAAGAAAUAAAAGCUCCUUUUGGUAAAAUUCGAAGAGUUGCUAUCAGUGGUGGAUCAUAUCCCGUUACAGAUGAUCCCGUUAUAGGUGGAGUUAUACUUCCAAAAUAUUUUCACUUAAGGUCUCUUCUAAUAUUCUCUGUGCCUUUGAAAGAGACAUCUAUGCUAAGUAAAUUCAAAUAUCUUAGAGUGGUGAAUUUUGUAAACAUUUCCAACAGCUAUGGGAGGUUAGAUUUCCUCUCUCAUGGGAUUGAAAGUCUCAUCCACUUGAGAUUCUUAACUCUAAGGAAUACUGGAAUUGAAAGUAUACCAUCUCUAGAAAAUUUGAAGUGCUUGCAGACUCUAGAUUUAAGAUCGGUAAAUGGCAUAGUGGGAGUGCCAAAUAUUAUGUUCAGACAUAUGGAGCACUUGCGACAUCUGUAUCUACCUCGGUAUUCGGUAGUCAGUGGGAAGCUGCAACUAGUUAAUCUUAGUAAGCUGCAGACACUUGUGAAUGUGCCUGUUUUCAUAUGUGAUUUCAAAGAUCCUAAGAAUGGAUUUGACGAGUUUGGAAACAAUUUAAUGCCUUCAAAUUUCACAUUCAAAUGUCUUCGUGUUCUGAAGAUCAUUCAAAAUAUGAUGGAUAAGAGAGUGGAUAUUCGGGCAGUUACAGAUAUAAUACCAAUAGUAACGUGUUGUCCCAACUUAUAUAAGCUACGGCUUUUGGGGAAAAUAGAGAAGUUGCCAGACAAAAUUUCUCCACAUCUUGCCUUGUUAACCUUAUAUCUUACUUAUCUUGAGGAAGACCCAAUGCCCACUUUGGAGAAGUUUCCCAACUUAAAGACUCUCCACCUUCAUUGGAAUGCCUACGAAGGGAAGAAGAUGGUUUGUUCUAAAAGGGGAUUUCCUCAACUUCAAUCCCUCAUCCUUUCUGAUUUACAUAACUUGGAGGAGUGGGAGGUGGAGGAAGGAUGCAUGCCCAACCUCAGCCGUUUGAUGAUUCAUGGGUGCAAAAACUUGAUAAUGUUGUUUUCGGAUGGACUUCAAUUUGUCACUACCCUACAAAAAAUGGAAAUCAUAGUCAUGACCAAUCCAUUUGGAGAUACGGUUGGCGAAGGAGAACAAGAUUCCUACAAAAUCCGACGCGUUCCUUCCCUCGAAUUUAAAGAUUAUACUCCAAGCCGAAUCACAAGCCGCAUCUCAAGUAACGGAAACAAUGAAAGCUACGGAAAUGGAAACUGCAGAAACAGAGGAUAUGAAAAUGGAAGCUGCAGAAACAGAAGAUACGGAAAUGGAAAGCUACGGAAAAGGAAGUUAUGGAAAUAG
Carya illinoinensis is the source of this 3201-nucleotide messenger RNA. RefSeq names its product putative disease resistance protein At1g50180. NCBI's taxonomy places the organism in Eukaryota, Viridiplantae, Streptophyta, Magnoliopsida, Fagales, Juglandaceae. The transcript has 4 exons. Gene Ontology annotation, molecular function: protein binding; ADP binding. Gene Ontology annotation, biological process: defense response to other organism. The coding region runs from base 271 to 3201 and encodes 976 amino acids. The record is from RefSeq and is a predicted model, not a curated record.